AUGGCGUCCCAACAGACAGGCGAAGCGUAUGAGCAGGAAAACGUGCACCAAGUAUAUCAAGAAAUUGCUCAGCAUUUCUCUGCCACCCGCUACAAGCCAUGGCCUAUAGUCGAGCAAUUCCUCACGAGCCUAGCACCAGGUGCAGUGGGUCUAGAUGUAGGGUGUGGUAAUGGCAAAAACUUGAUGGUAAAUCGAGAUGUCUUUAUCAUCGCUUCAGAUAGAUCCGAAAACCUGGCUCGGAUUGCCAUGCAGCACCAGCCGCAUUCGACAGUGGUGGCCGAUAUUCUUGACCUCCCGCACCGAGAUGAAAACUUCGACUUUGCAAUUUCGAUCGCAGUGGUGCAUCAUCUUUCCACUCCGGCCCGGCGAGUUCAAGCAGUCGCCGAAAUCUUGCGAACUGUGAAACAGGGUUCAGGGAUGCAGGAAGGUGGGAAGAUCCUGAUUUACGCCUGGGCUCUUGAGCAAAAGAAUAGCCGUAGAGGUUGGGACAAAGGCGAUGAGCAAGAUCGAAUGGUUCCCUGGGUUCGUAAGGGUGAUCAACCCCAGACUUUCCAUCGCUACUACCACUUGUACGCGCAAGGCGAACUGGAGCGUGACAUCGAUAGUGCUGGCGGCCGUGUGCUAGAAUCCGGGUACGAGAAAGAUAACUGGUGGGCGAUUGCAACCCCCAAGACUGCUCAUGACGUUUGA
Molecule: messenger RNA, 690 nt
Organism: Penicillium vulpinum
Lineage: Eukaryota; Fungi; Ascomycota; Eurotiomycetes; Eurotiales; Aspergillaceae
Product: tRNA (carboxymethyluridine(34)-5-O)-methyltransferase
Exons: 3
Coding region: 1-690 (229 amino acids)
Biological process (GO): tRNA wobble uridine modification
Cellular component (GO): cytoplasm; nucleus
Molecular function (GO): S-adenosylmethionine-dependent methyltransferase activity; tRNA binding
Source: RefSeq, a predicted model, not a curated record